Molecule: messenger RNA, 1503 nt
Organism: Pterocles gutturalis (yellow-throated sandgrouse)
Lineage: Eukaryota; Metazoa; Chordata; Aves; Pterocliformes; Pteroclidae
Gene: BBS10
Product: Bardet-Biedl syndrome 10
Exons: 1
Biological process (GO): chaperone-mediated protein complex assembly
Source: RefSeq, a predicted model, not a curated record
GUCCUCCGCAGGGAUUUCGCGGCUUAUUGCCCGGCGGGUGGGGAGCUGCGGGCCCUGCUCGUCACCGAGCCCCUCCGGCCCGCCCUCUCGGGUCCCGGCGUCGAGUUUGUUGUCGAAUCCGAGGGUCAGUAUCAGGCCUCCCUGCACUGGAUCACGAGGAGGACCGAAGCCGUAAUGAAACACUUGCAGAACAACAACGUUAAGCUAUUGCUGUCGAGCGUGAAGCAAGACGAAGUAGUUAUCUACUAUGCAAAAUUAUACGGUGUGUCUGUGGUAGAGUGCUUAUCGUCGGAAGAAAUGGCCCUUAUCUGUGAAAUCACAGGAGUCUCGCCUUGUGCACCUUUUGGUGACAACAUAUGCGGAGAAAUCACUGAAACCGUGGUGGCAACAUUUUGCCAGCCCUUGCUGCUGGGCUCAAAGAGAUGCGUUCACAUUGGCUUUACCAGUGUGUGCGCCUUUCAGCCCCACUGCCUGAUUCUUUGUGGGCCGGUGGAUGGUGUUAAUGAGCAACAUGCUGCUGCUUUACAGGGGGCAUUUACAAUGCUGCAGCAGCUCUUUAAAACAGUUGAUCGGAGGGAGGAAUGUAAAGCAGAAGGUGAAAGCCAGAAUGAAACCUCACAUGCUUGCAGUUGCCGUUCUUCAGCUACUCAGAAGCAAUUUGUAGUAGAAAAUGUGACUUGUAAUCAGGCUUCUGAACAUCAACUGAAAGCAGAUAGGGAUGAAACAGAGGCACAAACCGUAGACCCUGAUUUGCAGCGAAGUGAAAAUUCAGUACGUGUGCAAAUAGACUUAAAAAUGCCCUCAAAUCCCAUCUCACACGUCAAAGAGUUCAAUGUUGCCGCUGAAGGAGAUGGCUCUUCAAGAGACAUACAGAAAGUGGAUGGAAAAUGCGAGUAUUUGGGUGGCAUGGAUGAGAACUGUAAAAGUGAUUCACCUGUGGACAAUCAAAAGAACUGCAGCAGUGCUUUAUUAGCAGGACAUAAUGCUUGCAUAGUCACUGCCCAUGAAUGCUUGUAUGUUGGCAAAGAUCUAGAGAAAACAAGUUGCAAUAUAGCUCCAUUUAAACAUGAAAAGAGUUGUGUAAGUAUUGCACAGAAUUAUCCCAACUCCCUUAUAGAAGCAGGGUCAGUUUUGCCAGUAGGAGGGUACUUUGAAAUCCUGUUACAUUAUUAUAUUCAGUACUAUGCAAAACAGUUUCAGCAGUCAGAGGUAACUCUCAUAUCUAACGUAGUUGCUGAUGCUUUGCUCAGUAUUCCCAAGUCUUUGUAUGGGACAGCGGAACAAAACAGCUUUCCCAGAUUCUAUCUCGAAGCCAUACAUGCGCUCAGAAAAGAUCAGCCACUGCCUAUGAACAAGAAAGGCUUAGAAUCAGUGUAUUGCAAAUACCAGUUAGUCGUUUCAGUUCUUCAUUGUGUUACGGAGCUUCUUUCCAUAGAUUUAAUAAUUGGUAUUAAGCGGCCACUGCAAAAAAAUGAGGAUUAUGACUCAGAAGAUGACUUCUGA